AUGAAUGCGCUCAAACUUCAGAAGCGGUUCCCGCAGCUGGACCAGGGUGAUAUCUUCUCGCUCCAGGAUGCCUUCAACCGACUGGAUGUUGACGACCGCGGCUAUCUUGAUGAAUCCACUGCGAUCAAAGCCGCUCAACAAUCCGAACGUCAGCCGUACGACGUGGUGCGCCAGGCGCUAAAGGGUGUGGAACUUGACAGCUCCCGCCGCGUGGAGCUGGAAGACUAUGUCGAUCUGGUUUCGAAGCUUCGGUCGGCACCCGCAGAAGGUGCCCGCGGUGUAUCCAGCCCCGCAGCCGUGAUUCAAGGAGCUGGCGCCGGUGCCGGCACUGGCGCUUCUCGCCAUGUCUCCAAGGGCAGUGUUGGUGGACGUAUCCACGUUCAAGGAUCCUCUUCCAAUGUCACACACACGAUCAACGAAGACGAACGGACCGAGUUCACGCGACACAUCAAUGCUGUCCUUGCGGGAGACCCGGAUAUUGGCAACCUCCUACCUUUCCCUACCGAUACAUUUGAGAUGUUUGACAAAUGCAAGGAUGGCUUGGUUCUGGCAAAGUUGAUCAACGACAGUGUGCCGGACACCAUUGAUGAACGUGUUUUGAACAAGGCCGGAAAGAAGAUCAAGCAACUGAACGCCUUCCAUAUGACCGAAAACAACAAUAUCGUCAUCAACUCCGCCAAGGGCAUAGGGUGCUCAGUUGUGAACAUUGGAAGUGGAGAUAUCAUCGAAGUGCGUGAGCAUCUGAUUUUGGGUCUUAUCUGGCAGGUCAUUCGUCGUGGUCUCCUUGGAAAGAUUGAUAUCAAGCUUCACCCGGAGCUUUACAGACUUUUGGAGGAGGAUGAGACUCUCGAGCAGUUCCUGCGCCUGCCCCCAGAACAGAUUCUCCUUCGCUGGUUCAACUACCACCUAAAGAACGCGAAAUGGGACAGACGUGUGACAAACUUCUCUACUGACGUGAAAGACGGUGAAAAUUACACCGUUCUCCUCAACCAAUUGGCUCCAGAUGUCUGCUCUCGUGGCGCUCUUCAGACUCGAGACUUGCUCGAGCGAGCUGAGCAGGUUCUGCAGAAUGCCGAAAAGCUUGAUUGCCGAAAGUUCCUUACCCCGACCUCGCUGGUUGCUGGAAACCCCAAGCUGAACCUUGCCUUUGUUGCCAACCUUUUCAACACUCACCCUGGUCUGGAUCCGAUCACCGAGGAGGAGAAGCUCGAGGUCGAAGACUUUGACGCUGAAGGUGAACGAGAGGCCAGAGUCUUCACUCUCUGGUUGAACUCUUUGGAUGUGCAGCCGGCAGUCAACUCGCUCUUUGAUGACCUUCGCGAUGGCUCUAUUCUGUUGCAAGCGUACGACAAGGUUAUUCCUGGAACGGUCAACUGGAAGCAUGUGAACAAGCCCCCAGCGUCUGGUGGUGAGAUGAUGCGAUUCAAGGCUGUGGAAAACACCAACUACUCGAUUGAGCUCGGAAAGCACAACGGAUUCUCUCUUGUCGGUGUCCAAGGCGCUGAUAUUACUGAUGGCCAGCGAACUCUCACACUUGGCUUGGUGUGGCAGCUGAUGCGUCGCGAUAUCACUAACACACUCUCUGCGCUAGCCCAGCGCUUGGGCAAGCGUGAAAUCACCGACACCGAGAUGAUCCGCUGGGCCAAUGAUAUAUCUAGCAGCGGCGGAAAGUCCUCGACGAUACGAAGCUUCAAAGACAAGUCCAUUGGAACUGGUAUCUUCCUUUUGGAUGUGCUCCAUGGCAUGAAGAGCAGCUAUGUGGACUAUGAUCUAGUGACCCCCGGCCGGACUGACGAGGAGGCCUAUGCCAACGCCAAGCUCUCGAUCAGUAUUGCCAGAAAGAUGGGCGCCACCAUCUGGCUGGUUCCCGAGGAUAUCUGUCAAGUCCGAUCUCGUUUGGUCACUACGUUCAUUGGGUCUCUCAUGGCCACCCACGAGAAAAUGUAA
Messenger RNA from Penicillium antarcticum, 1947 nucleotides. It is a transcript of the gene sac6, whose product is annotated as fimbrin. Lineage: Eukaryota; Fungi; Ascomycota; Eurotiomycetes; Eurotiales; Aspergillaceae. Gene Ontology annotation, biological process: actin filament network formation; actin filament bundle assembly. The transcript is spliced from 5 exons. Gene Ontology annotation, cellular component: cytoplasm; actin filament; actin filament bundle. Bases 1 to 1947 code for a protein of 648 amino acids. The record is from RefSeq and is a predicted model, not a curated record. Gene Ontology annotation, molecular function: actin filament binding.